Penicillium atrosanguineum is the source of this 1749-nucleotide messenger RNA. RefSeq names its product O-methyltransferase. The record is from RefSeq and is a predicted model, not a curated record. NCBI's taxonomy places the organism in Eukaryota, Fungi, Ascomycota, Eurotiomycetes, Eurotiales, Aspergillaceae. The transcript has 5 exons. The coding region runs from base 1 to 1749 and encodes 582 amino acids.
AUGGCUCGCAUAUCAGAAGCAAAAAUCCAAGCCAGCCAAAUUGCUCGGUUGAAGGCUCAUAGGCAACUUGAAAUUGAAGACGAUACCGAGAAACAGGUUGUGGUUGAGAAAUACGUCCGAGAUGUCUAUGAGUCCCGGCCGAGCUGGAAUUUCCAAUCUUCAAUAGAUAGACAAGAUUUAAAAGAGCGUCCAUGCAAUACUUUUGACUACAUGCCCAAGAGUAUCCAGGCUUUUGGUGAGGACUUUAUCGAAGAUCAAUUAUACGAGCUGCUCAAGGCAAUGCGAAACAUGUGGCUUGAUGAGGGGCCUCGGAAGAAACAGCAAUCGUCGAAGAAAUCAUCAAAUAGAUCGCCGAACUCGAAGAAGAAGCCACAUCUUGAGUCUGAGCGCAAGCCCAAGUCUAAAGUAGAACAGAAGCCAAAGAUUCAGGACACGAAGGAUAAAUCAGUGUGUUCAAAAAGAUUUAAACUCGAGCGCAAGAAGGCACAGGGGUUCUCCGAGCUCGUGCGUGAGCCCGCGCUGCCAUCAGAUUCAGAUUCAAACCCGCUCUCAGACUCAGACCAGUCUGAUUACGACGGUCCACAUUACCAAAAGUCCAAGGACGAUGACGAGGUCUACGGUGACGAAGACCAGCUUGAAAACGACACUAAUGAAGGACAGGGGCCUGAGCCUAUUACAAAUAAGGCACACCCCUAUUCUGUGCUGCCUAAACUUGUCCCAGUAACUCAUUCCAAUGGAAAGCAAACCCCGAUGCAACCGCAGCAUUUUGAGACGCCCGAUUAUGACUACGAGGCGCCUCCUCCCCAGUCACUCAGGAAUGGGAAGAUGGCAAGGAAAGCUGGGCCGAUGAAGGUUGUCCAGCCCGUCGAGUCCUCCGAUGAGGAAACCCUGGCCAGAGACAUUCACGAUGAUGAAAUUCGUACUGCGCCAGCCAGGAAACAGAAGAUGUCUCGGGAUGACCAGGAUGACGAUGCGCCCCUAGUCGAGGUCCUUAGGAUACAAAGCGCACUCGUGCGCACUCGUGCGCACGCCGUCCUACCCCCGAGGAGUGUUGAGUGGGCACCCUCAACUUCGUCUUCGGAGAUAUCAGGGUCAGCAAGGGGCACGAAGCGGGCUUCGACGGACAGCCAUGGAUCUUCAGCGAAGAAAUCCCGCCUGGACGAUCCUCACCCGCGAGUCCCACAAGAGCGACGCGAGGAUUUCAAGGCGAUUGCAGAGAAUUAUGAGCAGGAGCUGAGAGAAUCUGCGAUGGAUGACACAAAACGCGAGAACUCGAUAGCUUCGAGCGAGGAAGACGAGGAAGAAAACAUCGAAGAAAUCGACGAUUUCGAUUCCGAUUCCGCUGAAUCCUCUGAGGACGAAACCCUAAAGGUGACAAUCUUUAACAAUGCGGCUUCUAAGGGAGGCUUUACAGUGAAACGCGGUCCUAUGAACGAGAAGAAGCAAGAAUCUGACGAUCUCGGUUCCACCGAAUCCUCCAAGGACGAGGCUACAAAGGCGAAGGUCUUGAAGAGGGCCACGAGAGGCUUUACUAUGAAGUGCGCUCCUAUGAAGCGCGGCCCUCUGAAACGUAGGAAGCAAGAGUGUGAAGACUAUGAAGAUUCCGAUUCCGAUUGUUCCUCCGAGGAUGAAGCCCCAAAAGCAAAGAUCGCCAAGGAGGCUCUUAAAAAGGGCGAUGAGCAAGAGACUGACGCAUCUUUUGUCCCUCAAGGAACUGAAUUAGAGUUCCCGGUGGAGGCUCCAAGGUAG